UUCCCAAGUCGCUUUCUGUUUCUCUGAUGAGAGACAACGAAAUUCACUAAGCAGCAACCCUAAAUUUACACUCCUGGAUAUGAGUGAUACAAUGCCUGAGAUCGUGUCUCCUUUAGUAGCUGAAAACUCUCAAGAACAAGAAGAAAGUGUGUUAAUUUCAUUGGAUAUUGAAGAAGACAAGUUGUUUCUCUUACAUUUCAUCAUAGGAACUUACUUUGGACCAGAUUUAAGAAAACAACAUCAUCGUCCAAAGCAAUCAGCUUUUCAGAUUCAAGCGUUGAAGAAUGUUGUGGUAGAUGAGUUAAGUGGCUCACUUAUGAAGAGAGCUGAGCUAGAACGUGUGUAUUAUCACAUUAUUAGAAAUGUUGAUCCGUCUCUAGUCAUGAAGCCGAAAAAGUUACGUGAAUAUUUCAAUGCGAAACGCAAUGAUUCGAACAGGGAUUACCCUCUUUUCGUGGAUCUUUUUCCGCGAAAAUUGCACCCUGAAACCCAUGUUAGGCAUAAGUUUAAGUUUAUCCGGAGCAUUGUGUUCAUUAAUGAUCCAGAUACUUCUUGUAUGAGAGAAGAAUGUGUUGCGCGGUUUAAGCGGCUUACGGGAUUGGAUAGCUUUGCUUUGAGCCUUAGUGUUGAUGUAACUAAAAGUAACGGCGUUGUUGCAGCUAAUGAGGUUAAGGUUGAGAUUGAUGAGAGCGUGGAACCUGUGAAAGAGGAUAAUGCGGGUACUUGCACUAGCGGUGAAGAAAGUGAUGUUGCUGCAAAACCUGAGGUGAAAUCUGAAGCUCAUGGUGGACUAAUGGUGGGACUGAUGGACAUUGGUGAAUGUGAUGACGCUUAUCUCUUCCGUGUAUCGCUUCCUGGUGUGAAAAGAGAUGAAAGAUAUUUUAGCUGUGAAGUAGAAGACAAUGGGAAGGUACUAGUUAGAGGAGUCACUACAACAGGCGGGAAGCGAGUUAAACGGUAUUCUCAUGUGUUUGAAAUGCAAACGCGGAGUCUCUGCCCUCCCGGUAACUUUUCUGUCUCGUUCCGCCUCCCCGGUCCUGUCCAUCCACACGAGUUUUCUGGCAACUUUGGAACAGAUGGAAUUCUUGAAGGAGUCGUAAUGAAAAACUUGCAGAAACAAACUGUGUAAACGUUUGGUAGUGAUAUAGGAAGCGUCGGUUUUUGGUUUUGGUUAUGGGUAGGGAUAAGUACGGACUAUUUAAACUCGAGCUAAGCCAUUUUGAAAACUAUGUGUAAGGACUGGUUAGUUUACAAUAUCACUGUAGCUUUGAACUUUAUAAGUAGUAAUCUAGCCUUUUGUAAGUUCAAUUCUCAGUUUAUGAAUUUGUUACAUUGAC
This is a messenger RNA of Arabidopsis thaliana (thale cress), 1337 nucleotides long. RefSeq names its product HSP20-like chaperones superfamily protein. The record is from RefSeq and is marked reviewed. Lineage: Eukaryota; Viridiplantae; Streptophyta; Magnoliopsida; Brassicales; Brassicaceae. The transcript has 3 exons. Gene Ontology annotation, cellular component: nucleoplasm; nucleus. The coding region runs from base 80 to 1129 and encodes 349 amino acids.